AUGGCCAGAAACUUACUUUUGAUUGGUACAACAGGAAGUGGCAAGUCUACAUUGGCCAAUGUGAUAAGCGAUACCAUUAAUUUUAAAGAAAGUGAGUCUAGCGUUAGCGAAACUCGCGAUAUUCAAAGCGAAAGGUUUUACAUAAACGGGGUGAGGUAUAACAUAAUUGACACCAUAGGGAUUAACGAUACGCAAUUAACCACUCAUCAAGUCUUACAAACCAUCGUAAAUGCAACGCGCGCGCUAAGAGGUGGAUUAAAUCAAAUUCUAUUUGUAAAUGAUGGAAGAUUUACCAAUGUUGAAAUAUCCGCUUAUAAUUUAUUGAAGAAAGUCAUCUUUGAUGAAGAUGUUUAUGAGUAUACUACUAUCGUGAGAACUAGAUUUCCUAGUUUUAGGGAUGAAUUGGCCUGUGAUGUGGAUUACGCUAGGAUGAUCAAUGAAAACGAGCAGGUUUUCGAAAUUGUUGAGUCAUGUAAUCAAAUAAUUCACGUAAACAAUAUGACGGUCAUUGAAGAUCCUGAUCAAAGCUCCCGUGAUGAUUCAAGAGAGAAAUUAUUGUCCCAUUUGGUAACUUGUCAAAAAAUUUAUAGACCAAAAAAUUUAUUUGAUUUAAAUGAAAGAACCAAAGAUUAUAUGGAAGAAAGAGAAAUUUUACAACAAACCUUACUUCAGGUAAAUGAACGAAUUGAAGAAAUAAAGCGAAAUGUAAAAAAACAACAAGUCGAAUUGGAUAAGCAAACUUCGGAAUCGUUAAAAAUAAAAGAAAAAAUUGAUGCAUUGGACGAUAUAAUCAUUGAUGAGGUGGAGCAACAUCUUGAUUCGAGAAAUUCGGUAUUUCUUGCAAAAUGCAACAUUAUGUAA
Funneliformis mosseae is the source of this 861-nucleotide messenger RNA. Lineage: Eukaryota; Fungi; Glomeromycota; Glomeromycetes; Glomerales; Glomeraceae. The record is from the annotation of a GenBank genome assembly.